Messenger RNA from Spirometra erinaceieuropaei, 621 nucleotides. The record is from the annotation of a GenBank genome assembly. NCBI's taxonomy places the organism in Eukaryota, Metazoa, Platyhelminthes, Cestoda, Diphyllobothriidea, Diphyllobothriidae.
AUGCUUUCUUCAGAUUGGCUCAUCGCUAUAGCAGCAGUUGCUGGAGCACUCCUUAUUUUGUCUGCCAUAAUUAUCCUCAUCCUCCUCUCAAUACUACAUCGACAACGAAAAACACGAGAAGCAGCCACCAGUACUGACGAAAAUGUGCUUGGCUGUGCAAAUAAAUACGUUGAUUUUUCUGACAGAAGCCGAGGCAGUGCUCCGCCGAUAGAUGAUCAGAGUUGUGCGUCGACAUUGGACCCUUGGGGUGCCUACGCUGCUGAGGAUGGAAGUAGUUACUACAGUUCAGUGAAUGUUUGUGAAUGCAGACGCCAGGUCUUCCAGCGCUGUCCUGAUGUGCCACAUGCCGAACCUGGUGGGACAGCUCUCAACAAAAUUCUGCACUUUAAUACCUACCCCCAACUAAACGCGGGCAGUGCGGUCGAGGCAGUCAAUGGACAUGUGACAAAUUGGCCUGCUUUUGUGCAAAGUGCCAGCUGCAACUUCCCGCGCUCCCUCGCGCGUCCAAAGGAAUUUUCGCGAUGCCUGCGAACCAAUCGGAAAGCGCCAAAAUCUCGCGAGGUUGAACGCCUCAUGAGAGAGUCACAGAUGGACUCGGAGGGCAUGAAGUGGUCCAACUGA